AUGACGAUUCACCUCUUUUUUUUUUGGCCAGCUUGCCCCCCUUCCCCCUCCACACGUCCUCGCCGACGCGCUGGUCGGCCGCGAGCGAGCCGUUUCACGUUCAUCUCGUUGGUGCGUAUGGCGUCCGAGUCGGAGCCGCGUGGGCACGUCGCCUUUUGCGUUGUAUGCGCCAGCAAUCAGAAUCGGUCCAUGUCGGCCCACAACUCAUUAAAGAACGCUGGCUUUCAAGUGACAUCGGCAGGGACAGGCUCCGCGGUACGAUUGCCUGGCCCUUCCAUUGACAAGCCCAAUAUCUAUUCGUUCGGUACACCGUACGAAGUUAUGUUCCAAGAUUUGUUGAAAAAAGAUCCAAAACUGUACGAGGCCAAUGGCCUCUUACCUAUGCUGGAUCGGAACCGCAAAAUCAAAACGGCCCCAGAACGAUGGCAUGAAAGUCGUCGUGUGGCCGAUGUGGUCAUUACAUGCGAAGAGCGGUGCUUUGAUAGCGUGUGUGAAGACCUGCUGAGCCGACGGCACGAACUCAAUCGACCUGUGCAUGUCAUCAAUGUCGAAAUCAAAGACAACCAUGAAGAGGCACAAAAAGCCGCCAAAGCCAUCCUGGAGCUGGCUGAUCAGAUUGAACGCGCGCAUGAUCUCGACGAGGAUAUGGAUACUAUCUUAGAGGAGCAGCAGCAGCGCUACGUGUACCCUCUGCUGCACACUGUAGCAUUCUAUUAG
Messenger RNA from Malassezia pachydermatis, 717 nucleotides. Its product is annotated as phosphoprotein phosphatase. The coding region runs from base 1 to 717 and encodes 238 amino acids. Gene Ontology annotation, cellular component: mRNA cleavage and polyadenylation specificity factor complex; nucleus. NCBI's taxonomy places the organism in Eukaryota, Fungi, Basidiomycota, Malasseziomycetes, Malasseziales, Malasseziaceae. The record is from RefSeq and is a predicted model, not a curated record. Gene Ontology annotation, biological process: termination of RNA polymerase II transcription. Gene Ontology annotation, molecular function: RNA polymerase II CTD heptapeptide repeat phosphatase activity. The transcript has 5 exons.